This is a messenger RNA of Varanus komodoensis (Komodo dragon), 7736 nucleotides long. Its product is annotated as collagen alpha-6(VI) chain-like. Lineage: Eukaryota; Metazoa; Chordata; Lepidosauria; Squamata; Varanidae. The record is from RefSeq and is a predicted model, not a curated record. The transcript is spliced from 38 exons. Gene Ontology annotation, molecular function: extracellular matrix structural constituent conferring tensile strength. Gene Ontology annotation, biological process: extracellular matrix organization. Bases 1 to 6762 code for a protein of 2253 amino acids.
AUGGGUAUCUUCAUAGUUGGUAAGUGUCUUCAUGCAUUGCUAGAUUUGUCUCUUGGAUUAUCAAUGCACAACCUAAAGAUGUUUCCAGUUUUGCUUCUUGUUAUUCUUCUGGCACAGACUUCUAUAACACAGAAUCCUGCCUCUGAGUCUGCAGAUAUUGUUCUUUUGGUGGAUAGCUCUGAUGCCCUUGGCAGAAGGUCUUUUCCCUCUGUGAAAUCUUUCAUUAACAAAAUAAUUAGCCAAUUUCCAAUAGGCCCAAACAAAUACCGUGUUGCACUUGUGCAGUACAGUGAUGAUGUGCACAUUGAAUUCCAGCUGGAUAGCUUUAAAGCAAAGAACCCCAUGUUGAACCACAUCAAAAAGAACUUGGCUUUCAGGGGUGGAUCGUUAAGAACUGGGAAUGCCAUACAGAAGGUCCAUGAAACUUUCUUCAAAUCCCCAAGCAAAGACAGAAGCCAGAUUUUAGUGGUCUCAACUUCAGGAUUGUCAGUUGAUGAUGUGAGAAGACCUGCAAAGUUAUUACAGGAUGAAGGGAUAAAAGUGAUAGCUUUGGGAACAAAGGCUGCAACCCAUGAAGAACUGCAGGCAAUGGCCACACAGCCAUUCCACUAUUAUUUCGCUACACCAAAGGAGCUCCUAGGAUUUUCUUCAGAUUUGUCUGGUGUCAUCGGAACCAUGAUGCAAGUGGAUAGUACCUCAGAUAUCCCAACAACUGUUCCACCAAGUAUAACACCAUUUCAAGAGCCUGUAUACUGUCGUGAUGAUUUAGUGGCAGAUGUCGUAUUUGUGGUGGAUGAGAGUGUUUCAGACACAAACGCUAACUAUAUUAUAGAAUUCUUACAAAACACAAUAAAACAACUUCAUGUGGAGGAACAAUGCACAAACAUUGGCCUAGUAACAUACAGCACUAAGCCAGAACAAAAAACUUUGCUGAGCACUAACACAAUGGAAAGUGAUGUUCUGAAAGUUAUUCAACACAUUUCUCCGAAAGAAGGAAAGGCUCACCUUGGUGCUGCCCUGAAUUUUACCAGGAAAAAACUUUUCACUGAGGCUUACGGAAGCAGAAAGACUCAAGGGGUGGAACAAUUUGUCACAAUCAUCACUCACAGAGCCUCUGAUGACAACAUGAAUAUUGCAGCUGAGCUCCUUCAGCAGAGUGGUGUGAAUGUAUUUGCCAUAGGCAUUGAAGGAGCCAAUAUCACCCAGUUAACUCAGGCGGUAUCAUAUCCACCAGAGCGGAAUGUUAUAUCAAAGAUCAAUUUUUCUGAGCUUCCAAAAGUGAGUGAGACUUUGAAGAAGAAACUUGUCAACCAAAUACAGGACAUGCUCUAUGUCCAAGCUAAAAGAGAAGUAGAGCUUGAAGCAGGAUGUAUGGACACAGAAAAGGCUGAUAUAUAUUUUCUCAUUGACGGUUCUUCAAGCAUCAGUCGAACUAAUUUCAAUGACAUGAAGAUUUUUAUGCAGAAAGUGGUUCAGACAUUUAUUAUAGGGCCUGACUAUGUUCGAUUUGGAGUUGUGCAGUAUUCAAACAAUUAUGGAACUGAAUUUGAACUUGAUGAGCACACUAAAAGAAGCAGUUUAGAAAAAGCCAUUAAUAACAUCAAGCAACUGGGAGGAGAUACGUAUACUGGAGCAGCUAUAAAUUCCAUGCAGCCCUUGUUUGAAAAAGCAAGAAAGCAGCGCGGCAGCAGUGUGCCCUGCUAUCUCAUCGUGCUGACAGAUGGGGAGGCACAUGACAAUGUGCUGGUACCUGCCAAAAAGCUUAGAAGUGAAAUGGUGAACAUCUAUGCUAUUGGUGUGAAAGGUGCUAAUAAAACACAGCUCAAUGAGAUUGCUGGUUCAGAAUCAAGGGUUUAUUUUGUUCAAUCAUUUUCCGCCUUGGAAGAUAUCAAAGAGAAGCUUGUUCAGGACAUAUGCCAUGAAAAAGUUUGUGAGGGAGUGAAAGCUGACAUCAUGUUCCUAGUGGACAGUUCUCAUAGCAUAGGACCUGAGAACUUCGAGAAAAUGAAGCACUUCAUGAAGGAGCUGGUGAAAAAAUCUGACAUUGGUCCAGACCGUGUGCAGAUUGGUGUUGUCCAGUUCAGUGACAUACCUAAAGAAGAAUUCCCACUCCACCAGCAUUCCACGAAAACUGAUAUCAUUAAUGCUAUUGGAAGAAUGGCGCUUAUGGACAAAAACACACUCACUGGAGCCGCACUGAAAGUAAUUUCCAAUUAUUUUGAACCUACCAAAGGAGCACGGCCUUCAGUCAACAAAAUUCUUAUCCUGAUCACAGAUGGGGAAGCGCAAGAUGAAGUAGCAACUCCAGCUACAGCACUGAGAGAGAAAGGCAUCAUAAUCUAUGCAGUUGGGGUUUUCAAUGCCCAUAAACCACAACUGGAAGAAAUAAGUGGAAGACCUGAUAAGGUGUUUUAUGUGGAAAACUUUGAUAUUCUUAAGUGGUUAGAAAAGGACAUUAUUUUUGACAUAUGCACUAUCUAUAAGCCUGACGAGUGCAAAAGGAUAGAACGUCUAGAUGUUGUAUUUGUAAUUGAUAGUUCUGGAAGUAUAGGUCCAGACAACUAUGAAAUCAUGAAGAAUUUCAUGAUCAGCUUUGUGAAUAAAUCUGAUGUUGGCCCAGACAACGUUCAGUUUGGAGCUCUGAAGUAUUCAGAUGAUCCAAGUAUCCUGUUCCACCUUGAUACCCACAGUACCAAAGCAGCAGUCAUUGAGGCUAUCCAGCGUGACAUCCCUUUAAAUGGCAAUACAUACACUGCCAAGGCUCUGCAGCAUUCAGCAGCUCUGUUCACUGAGGCACGUGGCAGCCGCAAAUGGAAGGGUGUCCCCCAAGUUCUUAUGGUCAUAACUGAUGGUGAAUCCCACGAUUCGUCUGCCCUUGAUGGAAUUUCAAAGAGUCUCAGGGACAGUGGAAUUACUAUCUAUGCCAUUGGGAUAAAAGGAGCAAAUCCUGCUGAACUUCAGACCAUGGCCGGUUCAGAGGUGUACGUAUGUUAUGUGGAUGAAUUUGAUGGACUAAAAAACAUAUCCAAGACACUAUCACAACAACUUUGCAAUAUUUCAAAGCCAGAAUGUGACAUCCAAGCAGAGGUUGUUUUCUUAAUUGAUGGCUCCAAAAGUGUACCCCGUGAAGAUUUUGAGAGAAUGAAAAAUUUCUUGAAGGAACUGAUUAAAAAGAUUGAGUAUAAGAGUGAACUACAAUUUGGCAUGGCUCAGUUCAGUGAAAGCUACAAAGAAGAAUUCAGUCUGGGUGAUUAUCUGAGUAAAGAAAAUCUGAUGGAAAAAAUCAAUAAUGUUUCAAUGCUCUUUGGCAAAAAAACCUAUAUCGGAGUUGCUCUUACUGGAGUACAGGAAUUGUACAAGUCACGAAGGCGCAGGUCAGCUACAAGUGCUAUGGAGCAAAAAUUGCUGUUAAUCACUGAUGGAAAGUCAGAUGAUGGAGUUGCUAAACCAGCAGAAGUCUUAAGGAAACAAGGCGUGGGAAUAUACGCAAUAGGAGUGGGUGAGGUUAAUGAAAUGCAACUUCAACAGAUAACUGGCUUCCCAGAUAGGAAAUAUACAAUAGAUAUGUUCAGUGACCUGCCAAAUGUGACUACACAACUGAUUAGAGACUGGUGUAAAAAGAGACCUGGAGCGAGAUGCUUUGUGGAUAUUGUUCUGGCAUUUGAUAUCUCAUCUCAGAAGUCAGGAGAAUAUUUAUUCGAAAGGCAACACCAUUUGGACCACUCCCUUCUAGACAUUUUAAAGUACCUUACAGACUUUAAACACUUAAGCUGUGACAAAGAAACAAAAACACAGUUCAGCGUGGCUAUUGCAAUAGAAAAUUCUAACCAACCUAUUUCACCAAAACUCCAAGUUCACCCUGAAAAAAUCCUAAAUGAACUCAGAAAGGUUGUGGUCAACAAUCCAUCUCAUCUCAAUGUUGAAUUCUUGGACAAAAUUUGGAAUAAAGUUCAAGACAAGUUCCAAGAUUCAAAUCGAAAUAAGGUGUUACUUCUUUUCUCUGAUGGCCCGGAUGAUGAAAUAGAAGCACUGAAGCAAAAAUCUGAAGAACUUAGACAAAAAGGACUUGCUGGUUUGAUAACUGUUGCCUUGGAAGGAGCCACCAACUUCAAUAACCUCAUGCCCAUUGAAUUUGGAAAAGGAUUUGGGUAUAAUUAUCAAUUAACUAUUGGCAUGCAAAACGUAGCCGACAGAAUAUUUGAGUUUAUGGCUGGAAUUGCUGAGAGAGAAUGUUGUUGUGAGCUUUGUAUCUGUUGGGGGACAGAAGGACCUAUCGGGUUUCCAGGCCCAAAAGGACUUCCAGGAAUUCCUGGUAUUCCAGGCAAUCAAGGACAUCAAGGGGAAGAUGAAGAGCCAGGUGAAAGGGGAAUUAUUGGACCAAAGGGAAAACAAGGUGUUACAGGAUGCCAAGGCGAGCAAGGAAUGAAGGGGCUACGAGGACUGACUGGAGAAAAGGGAGAGGAUGGGAUCGAUGGAAUUAAUGGAAUUAAUGGAGAAGAGGGAUCCCAAGGAUUACCAGGAGAAAAAGGAGAAAAGGGGGACUCAGGCCAGAUGGGCAGCUCGGGACCAACGGGACCUCCUGGUGAUAUUGGUGCAAAAGGCAUCCACGGAAAUGCUGGUGAACCUGGAAUGGAUGGUACCAUAAAAGGAACUCCUGGUCCCAAGGGCAUGCCAGGGAAGAAGGGAGAAAGAGGACCUUCAGGUAUACCAGGAUUUGAGGGAUCAAAAGGAAACACGGGAGCCAGGGGACUAAGAGGACCUCCAGGCCUACAGGGGCUGAAAGGAACUCCUGGUCCAGUUGGUAGGAAAGGAGAAGAAGGAUUUAGAGGUUUACAGGGGUCAAAAGGAGCAAAUGGUGACAAGGGAGAAAAAGGAAAUGCAGGAAGUCAAGGUCUUCAGGGAAACUUUGGAGUGAAAGGCUCUGGUGGGAACCUGGGAAAACCUGGGACUACAGGGCGUAAAGGAGAACCUGGAGAUCCAGGAGUCAGUGGAACAACAGGCUUCCCUGGGCAUCGGGGUUUGAGGGGAGGAGAUGGAACUCCUAAAUACGGCAGACCAGGAAAGAAAGGUUUGAAGGGACAAGAAGGCUGCAUGGGAGACACUGGACUGCUGGGUGAUUCUGGAGACAUGGGAGAUCCUGGAGCACCUGGACGAAAAGGGUAUAGAGGAAGAAUGGGAUACCCAGGAGAGCAAGGCAGAAAUGGUGAUCCAGGAGUGCGGGGUGAUCCAGGACGUCCGGGUUUAAAAGGAAAAAAAGGCCAGCCUGAGUAUUUGCACUGUCAACUCAUUGAGUACAUACGUAAUAAGACUUGUUGUAAAAGCUUCCCUAAGUGCCCAUUAUAUCCGACUGAAUUAGUGUUUGCCUUGGAUGUAUCCCAAGAUACCACACUCCAGACAUUUGAACAAAUGAGAGAGAUCAUCAUAGCCAUUGUGAACAAUACCAGAAUCAGAGAGAGCAAUUGCCCAGUGGGAGCCAGAGUGGCUGUGGUGUCCUACAGCUCUGAUACGCACUAUCUGAUCCGCUUCUCAGAUUUCCAGAGCAAAAAACGGUUGAUCCAGGAGCUCAAUGCUCUUUCCUAUCAGAGAUCUCCAAGUGGGAGAGACCUUGGUGGGUCUAUGAGGUUUGUUGCCAGGAAUGUCUUCAAGAGAACUAUGCCAGGUGCUAAUGUGAGAAGGGUUGCUGUGUUUUUCAGCAAUGGCCAAUCUGACAAUCCAAGUUCUAUUGACACAGCAGUCCUGGAGUUCAGUGCCUUAGAUAUCCAUCCAGCGGUCGUCGCUUUUAGGAACACCCCUCAUGUCAACCGUGCUUUUGCGAUGGAUACCACAAGACUGUUUCAAGUUAUCAAUCUUCAACAGGAGAGAGAUUAUGGUCCAGCCUUGGAAAGACUGCUGUCAUGUGUACUUUGCUAUGACAAAUGCGACCCAGAUGAAUCUUGCUUCCGUCAUGAAACCUCCCCACCUCGGGCCUACAUGGAUGCCGCUUUCAUUUUAGAAAGCUCACAGAGAAUAAGCCCUGCUGAAUUUAAGCAGCUGAAAGAUUUCCUAGGUGCAGCGAUAGACAACUUUGACAUUUCUGCUAAACCAGACACCUCUUUGGAAGGUGACAGGGUGGCUGUGGUGAGCCACACUCCACUAAAUUUCAGACCUCAGACCCACAUGCAUCCAGCUAAAAUUGAAUUUGACUUUGUGGCUUUUAGAAGUAAAGGACGAAUGAAGAGGCACAUCCAGGAGUCUCUCCAGCCGCUGAAUGGAUCAGCCGCCAUUGGCCAUGCCAUACAGUGGACAAUCAGCAACGUAUUUUCAGUAGCACGCAACCAGAGGAAAUCGAAGGCUAUUUUUGUUAUAUCUGCUGGAAGAACGAGUCAGUGGGACAAGGGGGUGCUGAGCGACGCAUCCCUGAGAGCCAAGUGCCAGGGCUAUGCUUUCUUCGUGCUCUCCUUGGGGCGUGAGUAUGAUCACACAGAACUUGAGCAACUGGCGAGCUUCCCCCUGGAGCAGCACUUGUUACAGCUUGGCCGAAAUCACAAGGCCGAGCUUGGAUAUGCCGUGGAUUUUUUGAAACCGUUUGUACGUCUCCUCAAGGGUAAAAUCAACCGCUAUCCUCCAACAGAGCUGAAGAGAAAAUGUGCAGAAAGCCUCACAACAAAGCCUUUGUAUGCUACACAGAUAGACUUUCCUGGUUUUAGCACUGAUGAGACAUUAAGUGGAGAUUAUGCUCUAGAUGCUGAAUCUGGUUUCCUGGAAGCCUGGCCUAUCCAUUAAGAUUUCAUCAGCAGUGCUUGGGAAUCAGCAAUGUGCUCAACUUGACAAUCAUACUGAAGAACAAAAACACUGUGGAAACUUUUCAAGUAGUACUGUACUACAUGGUUUGCUGCCACCCGUAGCUCUAAGAAAUGCAUUUCCCUAAGAAGUUCAUUAAUUCAUUGUUUUAAAAAAUGGAAAGGCAAACAAAUUUCCAUUUUUAAAAGAUGCAUUGUUUUAAAAAUAUGGAAGCACCUUUAUGGAAGAUGCCAAGACAGGUUAAAAUUAAGUAUGCUAUGAUGCAAUAGAGUUGUCCUUAGAAAAACUAGUCUUCAGGAUACAACCAGUGGGCUGGCUAAAUUGGAUCUCCUUUGUAUAUCAUAGGGUCAGCCCAGAGAUUGUGUUAUUUAAAAAAAAGCAUAAGCACAUGUAGUUCUUCCUUAUGGCAUCAACCCUGCUGAACAGUGGAUGCUUCUUAUGUGGACAGGUCUUUACAUGUGACCUCAUUUCAACCCAUGACACUUCUGUAUUUUCCAUAACAUCCCUGUAACAUUUAAACGGCACCACAGAAAUGUGGGAACUAAGUCAUGUGAAGGCUGGUGUACAGAUAACAGGAGAACGUCCUCUCCUAUUUGUUCUUUUCACACAGCAUGCUAUUUGUGUCCCCAGUCUGCCACACGGCUUUGGGUGGCAAGUGAUGUUUUCUGCCAAUUUGGUUGGGUGUUUUUGUACAGGGAUAAAUCAUCUAUACAGCAAGAUGCGAUGCUUGAAAAAACUGAAUCCUCACCUAUGUUGUCACAGUGGAGCAGAUAUACAACAGUAUUGCUUUUUAACUUCCUAUUACAGCUCUGACACAAAGGAGUGAUCCAAACUCUUUAUUUUUCAAUAUUAAUUAUACAGGAGUUUGACUAUACAUGAACAAAAGUGCAAUAAUGCUUGUUUUAUCACUUUCAGUCUGUAAAAAAAGUUUACAUAAAUAUUGCUGAUGAAGAAUA